GGCGCUGCUUUCUCUACAAAAAGCGCACCUACUCCGCCGAUUCCGCCCGUAACACCGCGAUCUAUCACACAAAAAUGGAGGACGACGUGUUGACCACUCUGAAAAUACUUAUAAUUGGAGAAAGCGGCGUUGGAAAAAGCAGAGAGACGACUUCAAAACGCAGCUAGACUCUGCCCUCUGCUGGUCAUUUGAUGCCACUGAUGGGAUUUUGAUACUGCAGGAUUCUUUAAUACCAGUUAUCGUCCCAUUCCAGACAGAAGAAUGAAUCACCUCCUGUUGAGAUUCACAGACGACACUUUCGACCCUGAGCAGUCGGCUACAAUAGGUGUGGACUUUAAGGUCAAGACUAUUACGGUGGACGGGAACAAGGCGAAGUUGGCGAUAUGGGACACGGCCGGGCAGGAGCGCUUCCGAACACUCACGCCCAGUUACUACCGCGGCGCCCAAGGAGUCAUUCUGGUGUAUGACGUGACGCGGAGGGAAACUUUUACAAAACUCGAGAACUGGCUCAACGAACUGGAGACAUACUGCACCCGCAACGACCUGGUGAAGAUGCUCGUGGGCAACAAGAUCGACAGGGAAAACCACGAGCUAGACAGAGCCGAAGGACUCAAGUUUGCACGAAAACAUUCCAUGCUUUUUAUAGAGGCCAGCGCCAAGACCAAAGACGGUGUGCAGUGUGCGUUCGAGGAGCUGGUGGAGAAGAUCAUCCAGACGCCCGGGCUGUGGCAGAGCGACACCCACGGCCGCAGCGUCACCCUGAGCGACGAGGACGCGGGCGGGGGCGGGUGCGGGGGAUACUGCUCCCUGCUCUAAACCCCGCGACACCCCGCCUCGCCUCCCCCCGCCCGACCCCCCCCUCUCUCGCCUCACGCAUAUCCAGAAACUGUGAACGACUCCGCAAGCCCCGCCCUCCCCCCCGCGCUGUCCGAUACGAGACUCCGCCCCCUCACACUCGCUGUUGUUUGCACACCCGGAGUAACUCUGCUGCUCGAUAACUUUCUCUGUUCAUUGGAGUGAGAUUGUUCGGUUGUGUUUGUGCAGUCGCUGACGUUUACAUGCAGACGAGAUGUUCUCAUCAGUCCCAGAACACAAUCUAAAGCCACAGUAUGGAACUUUUAGACAAAAAAUACAAAAGAGUUUCCCAACUUUCAGUGAACAGGGCAGAGUUUGGCCUCUGCUAACACCAACUAGCAUGCUAACAGUGCAUCAGCCUCCUCUGUGUUUCCAUGAGAAUGUGGUUCCUUUGGCUCUAAUAUUCCACAAAAUGGCAUCAAACGUAUCCAUCAACAAUGAGAAUUUUCCAUAGUAUUAUUCGAACUUUUUAUUACCAUGGAAGCAUGCAGGUGACAAACCACCUCCAGAAAGUUACAUACUGUACCUUUAAAUAAAAGUCCAUAUAAAACAAUGCUUUAACCUAGAGUUUUCAAAUGAAUUUUGAAUAGUCUUGAAAUAAGAUUUGCCAAUAAAAGAAGACUAUUUGAAGUACGAGACAUUUUAAGCUCGUUCCUUUGGCAAUCUUAUUUUAAAACUAGUCAAACUAUACUGAACUCAAGAUAAAUACCACUCAUGAUAUUAGAUUCUUUUUUCAGACCAAGAGUUUGUUUUCAUACCUGACAGUUUCGACUGCUCACUAGUGAAAUAUGGAAACAUGCCCACUGGACUGUAAACAGGGACGAAGGGGCUUUGUUACUCUCACACACCUGGGCUACUGUCCUGAGGAAGUGGGACUGCAGGCGCUGUCGUCCUGCCUCCACCGGUUGGAAGCCAGCGCCAGAACCUGUUGAAAUCAGCUGAGCGAACACGUCACAGCAACAUCACCUGACCCCCACGAGCAGUCAAAAAAUGUCAGGUCUGAAAACAAACUCUUGGCCUGAAGAAAGAACCUAAUAACCUAAAUUAUCAGAAGACUAAAUUAACCUCUUUGGACUGUAAAUACCACUUAAUUCAAGCACCUAUUAAAUGAUUCGUUGCUCUCCACAGAGACACUGCACUAAAAGAUCAGCACACAACUGAGAGCUUUAGAGGAGGUUAAAUUCAUUUGCUGUAUAUGCAGUACUAGGCUUAGAUAAAGUAUCUUGAAUAAGGUGCUAAAAAUUGUGACUUUAGAUCAGGAGUCUCCAACCUGUUGCUCGGGGACUACCAGUAGCUCUCCACCCCCUUACAAGUAGCUCGCCAAGGGAUUUCAGAAUUAUACUUAUUAAUUACCAUUGUAAAAGUAUCAUUUUGAACUUCGUGCUCUAGUGAAUCGAUAAUGGUUUUACGUUUUAGAAACAUCUAACUGUACAACAUCUAAGGUUUGUCCUCUUAUAUCGACUCAAUUUCUUGCGACCGCUAAAAUUAAUUGCUCUCUGGCAUUUUCAUUUUGUAAAGGAAGCUCACCGGAUGCAAAAGGUUGGAGAUCCCUGCUUUAGAUCUGUGCCAAAAUUCUGAUCUGGAGUAUCUAACUAGAAUAUAAGUACUAUGUCUGUUUUAGGUUAGGUUUAGAAACAUCCAAACUCCAAAUCGAAAAGCCUUAUACUUAUAGUUUAGAAACUCAACUUGGGACCUUCUUGCGGCGGGGCGAGAUUACAAACCACUGCGCCACCUCCUAAAUCACUAUGAACUUUACAAAACCUACAUAUUAAUUUAUACUUGGACCAGUCAAAUCUGUUUUAUUUUCUCCACGAACGCCGUCUCUGCUGCAUGUAAACCCUCGUAUGAGCCGUGCGGACGUUGUGCUUGUACAAACCAAACGUGUGUGUCGGACUCUGGACGCGGUCACAUAUCAAAGCACACACGUUCAGACCUGUUUGAAUCCACAGCCUGAACUCCUCACCGUCCUGCUCCUGUGCUGGUUCUGCUCGGUGCAACGCUGCUUAAGAGACUCUUAACGGAACCUUGUCAGUAUCUUUUUUUUUUUUUUUUACGUCUUUUUCUUGCCUUGUUUGACUUCGCUGAUGUUUGCAAUGACUUCGUAGGCUGGCUCGAGAAUUUUCUACGUUAUUGCUGAUGUUAGAGACCCUAGUGUUAAGUUUGGGAGUUUUUGAAGUGCAUUUGUAUGUGGUUACGUGAACUCAUUUUGAAUAUUCAUAAAGUUAAAGGCGCUGUACCUGAUUUUUCUGUCUUAAAAAUGUGAAAAAACACAACUAGCUCAAUUUAAAACAGUUCGCAGUCGUUCAAAGUUCUUCCUCACUUACCUUACGUAUUCACCGUGACGAGUUUACAAGCACUUUUCACAACAUUUAUAAACCAGAGCACAGUUUUGCCGCAACCGUAAUGCAAACUAACUACAACAAGCAUGCUAACACGCAGUUCCUGAUUCCCACUGAACAGACAGCACACAGCAGACUUAUUUUUACCUCAAGAGCCUUAAGAACACAUGGAAAAAAUCAGGUACAGCGCCUUUAAGAAUGUGUUAAAGAUGCACUGUGUAACUUUUUUUAGUUGGAGGGCCCCUCACCUGCUUGUAUCCAUGGAGAUAUAAUGGAAUGAUUCACAGUUUGGCAUUAAAUUUAUCUGUAUUUUCAGUUACAGAUGUUUUUAUUGCCACUUGUUUUUCUCCAUGGAAUUAAGAGAAGUUUAAUGUCAUACUGUGGAACAUCUCAGGUGAAGCAAUAACAUCUCCAUGGAAACAAUCAGGAGACAGACCUUCCACCAGAAACGCUACAUAGUACAAGUCAGGGUACGUUCAGACUGCAGCCUGAAGUGACCCAAAUCAGAUUUUUUCGCCCCUUUGUGACCUGUAUCUGAUCUUUAAUGACUUUUAAUGAGUUUGAACGACAUAGAUCAGAUUUUUUCAAAUGUGACCCAGGACACUUGGAUAUGUGCUCCUGAAAGCGAUACAUAUCUGAUCUUUUGACAUGUGACUUCAGUCUGAACGGUCAGGUCACAUUCAUCCCACCUACACGUCAGGCUCGGAGUCUCGUCACUGGAGGGAAAGAGACGUUAUCGAAUUCAUUAAUAUUUGGGGGGAUCGCUGUAUUCAGGUCAAACUGGAGGAGUCUUAUCUGAACCGGGCGAUUUUUGAAAUGAUUGCCAAAGAAAUGUCCAAGCAUGGCUUCAGCUGGUCCUGGCUCCAAUGUCAACGAAAAAUCAAGAGUCUGCGAGCCAAAUACAAGGAAGCUAAAGACGUAAACAAACGAAGCAGUCGUGGAUGAGUAACCUGUCCAUUUUACCAAGAAUUGGACCAGAUUUUUAGAGACAAGCCCAGCGUUUAGGUCAGGUAUGUCCAAACUAUGGCCUGUGGGCCAAAUCCAGACUCAGAAUUUUUCUUGGCCCUCAGUCUUCCAGGUGAUUUGGCCCAAAUUACCUUGCACCAAUUAAAAAUUAAGUUUUUACUGCAAGUUUUUUGAAAAUCUACCUUGAUAACGCUAAUCUUUAAUAUUUAGUGUGUGGUUUUAAGGAUCUUUGCAUGAAUAAAGACUGAUGAUUCUUUCUAACGUGUUAAACAUGCACAUAUUUCAAUUAUUCACUGUACUGAGCUCCAGUCUACGGCCCUCGAUCGGCCCUCUGCUUCAUCUGUGUUUAGAUAUGUGGCCCUUGAUGAAAAAGUUUGGACUCCCCUGAUUUAGGCGACUUCUGUAAACACUGAGCACACUCGCUGUGUGUGACGUCAUUGUGUCCUCCCAGUUGCAUGUGGGACACUUUUUUGGGCGUUUAAAAUUCACACUGGAGAUCACACACAAGUCGCAUUUAACUGGAAAUGCAAACGACCUCGCAAAAAAAUCUGAAUUGAGCGUUAAGUCCUGCAGUCUGAACGUAGCCUCAGUCUCACUGCGAUGCCUGAAGUAAAUUUCUCAUUCAUUUUGAACUUCUCAUUAAGCAAUUAAAGGCACGAUGUAGUCUAAAAUGGGAUUAUUUUCAGUCAAAACAAAACAACUAAAAUACUAAAAAGUUAAAGGUGCUCUGUGUAAUUUUCCGUCACUAUGGAAAUUAUUGAAGUUGAAGUUGUUACUUUGCCUGGAAUGUUUCACAAUAUGGCAUUAAACAAAUCUAUUUCCAUGGAGACAAGCACCAGGCCAGAGUACAGGUCUGAUCUGUGGAGAGGCGGACAUGCUUACAGUAGAUUGCAUAUUUUUCAAGCUAUAUUUUUAUUGUAAAACCACCUAGAAUUAAAUUAUAAGCAAGUUUAAAGCCAUACUGUUGUACAUUCCAGGGAAAUCAUAUAAAAUCUCCUUAGGAUAUCUCCACAGACACAAACCACAAAGUUGCAUGGUGCAUUUUCAAGCUAAAUGUUUGGAAAAGUAUCAGAGACAGAUCAUAAAUGAACUCAGAAUUCCCAAAAUAUUCCAUUGGAAAAACGAAUGGGAUUUUUACUCCGGGAACACAGGAAGGAGAUGGGACUGUGUGAGCUGCAGUUUGUCCACUUUCAAACCAAAAAUGCAAACCCAAACAGGAUAUGAUACUAUUUCUAAAAUCAAAUUCUAAAAUACUAGGCACAAAUUGCAUAGAAUGGCCCGUUUUGAGCUAAAUAAACUUCAAAAACUUCAAAUUCCAUAACUUGUGAUUCCUGAAUUUGGACCCACAGAGCACCACAUACAACUCCACAUGAAAAAAAUACCAAACUGAAAAUGUACUUGCCUUUUUAUAACGGAUAGCUCCAACAUCUUGGCCUCUGUGGGCUCUCUGUAACUGUACCGCAGUAUUGGGUCAUGAAUUUUUUGGGUCUGGAAAAAUGUUUUGAACUCUCCAGUCUGGUGAGUCACUUUGGUGUUUCCAGUGAAUUCGGAAAAUCUGGGAAAUUGAAAUGUUUAAUUUUUUUAUUUUUUUUUGCAUGGAAUUAUCUUUGUGCCAUUUGUGUGUUAAGUGAAUGAACGACAAGCUGUUUACUUUAAGGUCUUAUAUUACGCAAAAUGAACUCUUGUGAGCUUUUAGUCAUGUUAGAAUGUCGUUACCUCGUCAAAAACAGACCUGGAGUUGUGUUUUGUUUGAGUAACUGUUUAUUAUUAGUCUGUCUACAUCUCCAAAGCUCAAAAAUGCUCUGUUCUACCUUGUGAUGUCAUGAAGCGGUAGUUUUUUAAUUUCGUUUUACCUUGUGUUCAGUAGAGAUUGACAAUUCCAGAGCUGAAAAUAUCCAAAUGAUGCUCUUAGACUACGUUGACACCGAAACAAAUCCAAGUCACCAUAUCGGAAACGUUUUGCGUCCAGACGCAUCGUUUCUGUGUCCGCAAGCUUUCCCUAUCCACACAGCUUUGAGCAUUUUAAAUAAACAAAACUUAAAACCACAUGGCUCAUUUGCAUAAACUGAACGCUCAAAAAACAGCUCGCUCCUUGUGCGCUGAUGUGGUUCAGCUUCUGUCGGACUAAAGGACACGACUCAGAGCAAUAUGAGUGUUCUUUCUGUGACAGAGGAUGUUCUGCUGAUGGUGAGUCUGUUCUGUGUUUCUAUCGCGUUGAAGAUGUUUCAUGUUAAACUUUUGAGAGAUUAUACGUCUGCAGAUCGUACGCACAGACCGUAUACCGUAUUUUCCGCACUAUUAGGCCCUCUGGAUUAUAAAAUGCACUGUCAUUAAACGGUCUAUUUUUUUACAAAUAAACCGCAUCGGACUUUAAAGGAAACACAACAGUGUGAUGGGUGAGUGGUUUUGUUUGUUUGUUUCGUUCACAGUGACUCUGGGCUUUGUUCAGUUGUGGUGUGUAGGGAGGGUGUGUCUGGGACCAACGGAUUGUCGGCGUGUUCGCAGUGACUCAGUUGUCCAGUUGUGUCUAGAAGUGGCACAUAGCGCUUACUUUUUUGGUUCGUUCCUCCGUUCCGUUCCUUGUCGGCGUGGAGUGAUGAUUGUGUCUGUGGGUGUGUUUCUCUGUGCAGUCGCUGUCUGCUCCAUGUGUGUUUGUGUGUUCUGUGGGUGGUGUGGCUUUGUAGUUUACUGAAGUCGUGCUGGGACACCUGAGUGGAUUCGUGUAUAAGGUGCUCUGGAUCGUGGGGCACGCAGUCGUUGUUUUGAUGCGGUUAGAGGCUUAAGAGCGCGUCUUAUAGCCCAGAAUAUACGGUAUAUGAAUGGACAUAUAUUCUACCCUCUUUUUGUUUUGCGCUUUGGCCGUGAAUUACUUCGAGGCGCAUAGACCUACAUGAGUGUAUCAGCGUUUUCAGGCGUCCGCACGGUGCCGGAUCAGAUCUGUACUCAGAUGAAUUCGUGGGAGCUGGAGGCACCAGAUUGUUCCAUCUCUGGAGCCGUUUUCAAUCGGAUUAGUGUGGACGAACACUGCAUCCACAACGAAAAUAACUCGAAUACGAACUACAGGAGAACUGUGGACGGGACCUUAAAAGUGUAUGGAAUUUAAAAACACAGUGGUGCACUUCCUGUUUUACUACAUGACAUCACAAAUUGGAACGGUGUUUUCUGUUUGAGGGAAGUACUCAUCGAAAAUCUGCAGGGUUUGUGCAUUAAACAUGUGUGAAUGAAGCAAAAAAACACAACUCCAGUUCAGUUUGUGAUGAGGAAACAACUUUAUAACAUAGAUCAGAAAAUAGCGUAAUAUCGAUUCUUUAAUCUAUAAUAUUUUUAACUUAUACUUAGCUGAUAGUAACACCGGGAUAUCAUUGUAUGCUAUGGUGCAAAAGGAAGUAGUGUUUUAACUUAAAGAAGAGUUUGGGAGAAAGGUGGGCACUAAACCUUGUAUAUUUGUGUAUUUUGAACGUGGUGGGAGAUUCUUGUAUGAACUGUAAAGCUGAAUGUAAAUUCACUACAAACCGGCCAUGUAUUAAAAUCAAUAAAUUUCUCUUUUUUAGGAA
Molecule: messenger RNA, 7714 nt
Organism: Boleophthalmus pectinirostris (great blue-spotted mudskipper)
Lineage: Eukaryota; Metazoa; Chordata; Actinopteri; Gobiiformes; Gobiidae
Product: ras-related protein Rab-18
Exons: 8
Coding region: 262-816 (184 amino acids)
Molecular function (GO): GTP binding; GTPase activity
Source: RefSeq, a predicted model, not a curated record